Molecule: messenger RNA, 2539 nt
Organism: Fusarium oxysporum Fo47
Lineage: Eukaryota; Fungi; Ascomycota; Sordariomycetes; Hypocreales; Nectriaceae
Product: transcription factor domain-containing protein
Exons: 4
Coding region: 66-2333 (755 amino acids)
Biological process (GO): positive regulation of transcription from RNA polymerase II promoter by galactose; DNA-templated transcription
Cellular component (GO): nucleus
Molecular function (GO): zinc ion binding; RNA polymerase II cis-regulatory region sequence-specific DNA binding; DNA-binding transcription factor activity, RNA polymerase II-specific
Source: RefSeq, a predicted model, not a curated record
CGAAAAUUGCCGCUGUUCCCAUUCUCCAUUUCCCAUCUCCUCCCCAUCGCCCGUAGAGAGAGCGCAUGGCACCACCAUCAGUCGACAACGGCUCAGACACCCCUGCUACCAAACGACGGCGCAUUGCUCUAGCAUGCAAUGCUUGUCGUCUACGCAAAUCCAGAUGCGAUGGUACACGUCCGUCAUGCUCAUCAUGUGUUUCUCUUGCCCUGGACUGCCAGUACGAGCCUGGAGACUCGGCUGCCAACGUGAUUGUUCGUAAGCAGUACAUAUCUGAUCUGGAAUCACGUGUCUACAAUGUCGAGCAGGUCGUCCAACGACUCAAUUCUUUCUUUGAAGGCCAUCUCUCUGCCUGUGCUACUGCUACUACCGGCAAUACUGCUGCUGCUGCUCGAUAUCGCCCACCUCUCAAUGCGUCCCCACCAGCACCUUCAUCACCAGCUUUAGAAGAGACCAACGAUGGUAGCCUCCCGCGUGCAACCGGCCUCGAGGAGCCUCAGGAUGAAGAUGCGACCACGAAUGGAAUGGCAAUGGCCUUUGUCGAAGAACACACCUCAGCAUUUUUUGGUGGCUCCUCCAACGUCAACUUCACCCGUCUUCUUCUCAAGGCCGUGAAUCGCAUUCGCAAUCCUGCGCGGCGACAAGGAGCGACUGUGGACCGACAACAUGAACUCAACGAAACUAGCCUUGCCAAAGCCUCCCAGCCCUUCACGAACCCUGUUGCGACAUCGCCAGAUACAGGCCCUAAAGCAAUGACCACUCUUCCGCCAGCAGAAGAGAUGGAUCGCAUGCUUGAUGUGUACUUUAAAACCGCCGGCACAGUCUUUCCUUUCAUCCAUGAAGAAUCGAUGAGGAAGACGUACACAACAUGCAGAGCAAAUAAUUGGACCAGAGUCCGCAGGACCUUCUUAGGCACCCUCAAUGUCAUCUUUGCUACAAUUGCUAGUGCUGACCGGGAUGCAAUACCAUCAGCUCGGGAACGGCAAAAGAAGUCUAAUGUCUUCUUCAAGCGAGCGACAGAUCUCUGCGGCGAACUAUCAAAGCAAGUCAUCAGCAUCGAGAUUGUCCAGUAUCUCGUCCUGGUCGUCAUUCAUUGUCAGGGUGCUCAACGCUCAGUGCAAGCUUGGAAUAUUCUUGGGCUUGCCGUUCGCUCAGCCAUGGCUUUAGGGCUUCACAGCGCUCAGGCCCGUGAAGGCUUUGAUGAAUUGCAGGCCGAGUAUCGUCGACGAACAUGGGUUGUGAUUUACUGCAUGGACAAGGUCCUAAGUGUUGCUUUUGGGCGGCCAGCUAUCAUUCCCGAUGAGUACAUGUUGGACCGGCCAGCAUCAUUGUCUGAGCUUGCUUUGCCGACACCGGAUAGCGCCGGCACAAGUGGUGAUAUUGCUGGCGAUUUUCUGGCUAUUUCUUUUCUACUAUAUCAAAUAAUGAACGGCUCUCUCAAGCAGCAAUACAGCGGGAAUAUCCACAAUGCCGAACCUGAGCCGGAUGAUAUGGUGUCUCUGCAAGCUUCAGGCCAGCUCAGAAAGCAACUCCGCGCAUGGUCAGCAGGCCUCCCACCGUACAUACGACUAUGCGAGUCCAAAGAAAAAAUUCUUUCCGAGAACAGCCAAGUAAAUCGCCUCAGGGCCAUUCUUACACUGAGGUACCACAACAUCAAUAUCUUGAUUCACAGACCAUUCCUUUGCAGCACCAUUCGACACCUUUUUGGCGGCGGCGACCCAGCUUCCGUUGACAACUCCUCCUAUCUCAUCCAACUUGCGAUGGGAGAGGCUCACGAAUGCAUACGGUCAGCACAACACACCAUUGAGCUCGUACAUACCAUAAUUACGGCCGACCCAUCAGGGAACAACAACCUCGGAGUGGCCUACUUUACACUGUACUACGUCUUCACAGCCUCAUUGGUCAUUCUUGGCCGAAUACUUUGGGCACAGCAUGGUCAGGGUGCUGCAGCCGAUGAGACCGCGGUGGCGAUCUGCAAAGUACUCCUAGGACAAGUAGAAACCAUUUUCCAGAUGCUGGAUCAUGACAACAGUCUGGUCUUUAGCUGUUCAAGGUACAUCAACAACAUGUUGGAAGUAUGCACAGCCCAAGAAACAACAGUCCCGGUUCAAAGUGAUGAGGCCAAGAACGCAUCAUCACAUCAACCGCCGUCUUCUUUUGCUCCCAAACAGUUGGAAACGAUGAUGCAUCUUGGAAUGGGAGAUAUGGAGAUGUUCCAGCUCUAUUCAUCGGAAAUAUAUGACCCAGCGCUCUUUGAGGGCUUGGAUGAGUCGUCAGCCGAGGCAACUACUGCAAGGAACACCGACUGGGAAAAUUCGUUUUCCGCCAUGUGAAGCAAUGUACUUGUACAAAUGGGAUUGCAUGGAGUUCGGCGUUGGUUUCAGUUUUGGCUUUUUCAUGCUACACUUCCUGAUACUCAAACCUCUCUAUCACAAGCGAUUAGAAUUAAUAUGAUGACAAAUCCAAUCUAAUGUAAUUUCCAGAGUCGGAUUAGUAAAGCUCAAUCCAGCUUUUUGACAUUUCACUGCAAUUUAAAUCA